Plodia interpunctella (Indianmeal moth) is the source of this 2071-nucleotide messenger RNA. RefSeq names its product apoptosis-inducing factor 1, mitochondrial-like. The coding region runs from base 182 to 2044 and encodes 620 amino acids. Gene Ontology annotation, biological process: mitochondrial respiratory chain complex assembly; apoptotic process. Gene Ontology annotation, molecular function: protein dimerization activity; NAD(P)H oxidase H2O2-forming activity; FAD binding. Gene Ontology annotation, cellular component: cytoplasm; mitochondrion. The transcript has 12 exons. The record is from RefSeq and is a predicted model, not a curated record. Lineage: Eukaryota; Metazoa; Arthropoda; Insecta; Lepidoptera; Pyralidae.
CACAAACGUCAUUUCGUUCGGUACUGUAUUCCUGUCAAUUUAACGAAGAGACGAAAGUAACCUGAAUUUUGAAUUUAUAAGAUUUAUUAUUGUACAAAAUGUAUGGAAAUGAAAGAUUUUAAUUUACUUAUAUACCUCAAAGUAUUUUAGGCCUUCCUUUUUAAAAGAUAUAUCAUAAAAUAUGCUAAGAGCAGUGUCGUCCAUUUAUAUAGAAAGCCAGGCGCUGGAGUUGUUCGCCACGACCAGGAGGGAUGUUUUCAAGUUAUUCCGCACAAGUUCCUACUCCACAGCUGCACAAACAUCACAGCCUGCCAGGAAGAUAAGGAGAUACAAAACGACAGUUCUGAAGUCAUCGGCCAGCAGUACCCCCGCGGGGCAAGCGCCCGCGCCCCCCGCGCGGCCUCCGGAGCCCCCGCGCGAGCCUCCGCCCCCACCCCCUCACCGCCGCGCAUGGCCCUUAGGGGCAGCGGCACUCGCACUCACAGCUUCAAUCGGAGGGGUGUAUUACUAUCACAAGUAUGGAGAUGAGAAAACCAAAGUUAUUGAAGCAGACACGGAGCAGCCUCCCAAGCGCGCGUGGCGCUCGCCGCAGUCCGCGCACGCGCUGCCGGCGCACGCGCAGUUCCUGCUGGUGGGCGCGGGCACGGCCGCCUUCGCCGCCAUGCGCGCCAUCCGCAGUCUGCGGCCAGACUCGCAGGUGUUGAUGGUGGGCGAGGAGCCGGCGUUCCCAUACAUGCGGCCGCCGCUCAGCAAGGAGCUGUGGCGGGAGCCGGCGCUGGCGGACGCCGAGCUGCCGACGCUCAGCUUCCGGCAGUGGAACGGCCGCCGGCGCUCCGUGCUGUACGAGCCGCCCGCCUUCUACCGGCCCGUGGAGCAGCUGGCCGCGGCCGACGCAGGAGGCGCCAGCGUGGCGCGCGGCUGGCGCGUCAGCAAGCUGGACGUCGCCAAGCACGAGGCCACGCUGUGUGCUCCGGGGGAGCCGCCGGUCACCAUCACCUACGAUAAGGUGCUGGUGGCGACGGGCGUGCGGGCGCGGCGCGUGGCGGCGCUGCGGCCGGCGGCGGCGGCGGGCCGCGCGCUGGCGCUGCGCGACAUCCGCGAUGCCCAGAAGCUGGCAGCCGCGCUCGACGACCCCGCCGUCUCCAGGAUCGCGAUCGUCGGCGGGGGCUUCCUCGCCACGGAGCUCAGCGCCGCGCUCGCGGAUAGAUUACAAGGCACCGGCAAGACAGUGACGCAAGUGUACCGCGAGGCGACGCCGCUAGCGGGCGUGUUGCCGGCGUACCUCGCGUGCGAGGCGGCGCGGCGGCUGCGAGGCGCGGGCGUGCGGCUCAGCAGCGGCGCCGUGCUGGCGGCCGCGGUCGAGGACGCCGGCGUGCGGCUGCGGCUGCAGGGCGGCGCUGAGCUGCUGGCCGACCUCGUCGUCGAGUGCGUCGGCGGAGAGGUGGACGAGUCCCUGGCGCGGGCGUCGGGGCUGGAGACACACCCGACACUGGGCGGGCUGCUGGUCAACGCGGAGCUGCAGGCGCGCUCCGACGUCUACGUGGCCGGCGACGCCGCGUGUUUCUACGACUCGGCGCUGGGGCGGCGGCGCGUGGAGCACCACGACCACGCCGUGGUGUCGGGGCGGCUGGCGGGCGAGAACAUGGCCGCCGCCGCCGCGCGCCCCUACGAGCACCAGAGCAUGUUCUGGAGCGACCUCGGCCCGCAUCUCGGAUACGAGGCUAUCGGCAUAAUCGACGCUGAGCUACCGACAGUGGGCGUGUUCUCAGCGGACGCGGUCGAGGACGCGGGCGCGCGCGCGGAGGUGGGGGCGGAGGCGGAGGCGGGGGCGGCGGCGGAGGCGGAGGCGGGCGGAGGGGACGAGGCCUGCAGCCGGCGCUACGCGCGCGGCGUGGUGUUCUACGUGCGCGGGCGCCGCGUGGUGGGCGUGCUCAUGUGGAACUUGUUCAACCGCAUGCACGUGGCGCGCCGCGUGCUGGCCGCCGGCGAGGUCGACGACCUUUUCGAGGUGGCCAAGCUCUUUGACCUGCAUGAGGAAGACUAGUGUAGAUAAUAAAACGUUCGCACCUAA